Molecule: messenger RNA, 5022 nt
Organism: Monosiga brevicollis MX1
Lineage: Eukaryota; Choanoflagellata; Craspedida; Salpingoecidae
Exons: 21
Coding region: 1-5022 (1673 amino acids)
Molecular function (GO): ATP-dependent chromatin remodeler activity; ATP binding; protein binding
Source: RefSeq, a predicted model, not a curated record
AUGAUUUGCGAUCCCGACUUUGCUCCAGGCAGCCAAAUGUGCUGGCACCAUCUGCGCAGCAGCCCACCCCUUCUGGGCGCUUCAAACUCAAUCCGUUCAGCCAAGGCCUCGGCCACCACCCGCAACACUACCGUCAUUCCCUUUGAUGCCAACGCUCAACUGGUCUCUGGCCUGCUCUCCUCCAACGUCUUUGUGGUCACCAAGGCUCUGCAGGCUGGGGCUGAUAUCAACCUCAAGCUGGCCGACACCCCCGCCUUUGAGUACCCUCUGGCCAUUGCCAUUGCUCAGUGCCUUUGCCCCCACUGGGUGAGCUUGGUCUGUGAUUACUAUCAGCCCAACACGGCCAAGCGCCACAAAACACUCGGCGUUCAGGAGUAUCGCGAUGAAGUCUUUGCCGUCUCUCGAUCGCAGUUGACUUCUCAGACACAAAUUAACCCUCUCCGCUGCCUCGAGCUCAUCUUGGCUGCUUCCGACCUCAACGUCGAUCAGUCCUUUCACAAUCAGGCCAUGCACGUGACCUCCCCGCUCCUCCUUGCCGUAUCCCACCGCGAUCUGGCGCUCGUCAAGCUGCUCCUCGACCACGGGGCUGCUGCGCAUACCACCACAGGCGAUGCCCUUGCCAUGGCCAUUGCGGCCGGUGAGAUGCUCAUGGCCGACGAGAUGCUGCGCCGCCUGCCCAGUCUCUUCACUGCCCCUUUGGCCUAUCAACAAAAGUGGCGCUCAACGUACACGCUCUGGCUCAACGCCGCUGCUCAGCUUGGCUUGCUGUCGACCGUCAUGCUCUGCUUGCGCCUUGGUGCCCCAGCCCUCCUGGACCGCAAAGUUUCAAGCAGCAUCGGCCUGCUGGCCUCACCCCGUGAGGGCUCGACUGAUCACUUGAUGGACUUGACACACAAGCUCGUCGACUGCUUUGCCGAGCAUGGUAGCCAAGCCAGCCUUCAGUGGAGCUGCUUUCUUCGCGCCGCGGAACAAGGUCUCCUGGCCUCCCCCGCCAUGCAGCGCAUGGUCACUCAAAUUCUCGGCGAUCGCCACAGCACAGCACAGCACAGCACAGCACAGCACAGCACAGGGUUGUUUUUGCAGGCGCAUGCCGGCCCCCAAGCUUUUGGCUGUUACAGUUGGGAGCUUGUUGCCAGCAAGGAGCUGUGGGAUCAAAGGGAGAUUGGACUUGGCCACUUUCGGCACCAGAGGGGGGUACACUCGGUGGUCAAGCGCCUGGCGGGGCUCACGCAGGGGACGCAUCCCCUGACGGGGUGGUGGGGCAUGGUCAACCUUCUAGAUAUGGCCCUGCACGGCGAGCUUCUUUACGCCUGCGAGGCGAGCAUCCUCCCCACGCCAGCCGUGAUCCCGCCCCUUGGAGAGCCCGUGACCCUCGAUGCGAACCAGCCGGGCCAAGUGUUAUUUGCCGGUGGAGGUCGCGUGACCAGCAGAUCUGCCCAGCGCGUCACGCCGCGGCAGGCCCGACACGCGCGCACACGCAACAACGCUGCCGCUGUUGCCACCAAAACUACGUAUGACGUCCAUAAUCUAUUGUGGGCCUGUGCUCAGCUGGGGCAACAACAGCAGCAACAGCAGCAGCAACAAGAAGCUCCGGACCAUGAGCUCGAGGGCGACGUAGCGGCAGAUGCACCCUUUGCCUUCUCCUUUCGGGCUCGCCUCCUACCUCAAGAUGCGCAGGCCUCAAAGCCGCAUUUGACUGAUGUUCCAGCUCCACCCCAUAUCUUAUUGCUCCAUAUCCAGUUUACCGGGCCCACCUUGACCUUGGGUCAGCAAGUGUGCCGCCGUCGCCUGUUGCCUGCGCUGCGCAUUCUUCUCACAGCCCUCAAUUCUUGGCGACUGUGCAACCGCCAUCAUUCAAAACCACUGGCUGUGCUUUGGGACGAGUUGCACAAACACCAGCCGUUGUCUCCAGACUCUGUCACCUUUGUACGAGCCCACCUGCUCGACCCGAGCGAGCACUGUAAUACCUUGAUCGACGUGUAUGCGCUCUCCCAAAAGGCGCACGUUGUCUUUGACGAGCCACAUCACAUCCUGCCCGCCUCGCUCGACCAGUCGUUCACGGAUGAGCCCCGCCUGGAUACGCUACCCGCGGAGAUUCUGCGACGCAUCGCAGCCUUCCUGCCCGCUCGUUCGCUCAAUGCCUUUCGCUGCACUUGCCGCGCUGCUUACCACGCCACGGAGGACUGGGUACCAGGCUUGCGAAACGUCAAACUCUUCCCCCACCAAAUCCGUAGUGUCAAGUGGAUGCGCGCCCGUGAAGCUGGUUUACACGGUCGCUUCGAUAGUCCACAACACAUGCCCGUGGCUGCUCGCUUUGUUCAACACCAGGAACGGCACGGAUGGCAGCAUAUUUUCUUCGUCGAUGCAGAGACUGGCAACGUCGAGCCCUCACCCGAAACCCGCCAGUCAUCUCGUGGCGGCCUACUCUGUGAUGAUCCCGCAGCCACCGAGACCGAUCCACUGCCGGCCGAGAAAUCGACCACAAAGCCGAGCACUUUGCGCAACUUGGCCUUUCGGCGCUUUAUGAAAGAGGAGGCACGAAUGCGCGGCAUUGAUGAACGUUUAUUUGACGAGCCCGUGGACCUGUCGCUCUAUCCAGACUACACCCAUACGGUUACUCGACCGAUCGCUGUGCGUAACAUUCGAGAUCGGCAUUACACAUCUUUUCAGGCUCUGUAUGAUGACCUUCAACUCAUGCUGGCCAAUGGCGCACAAUACAAUCACGGCACCCCGAUCCAAGAACUGUGUCUUGUGCUCCAGCAGCGCUUGCACGAACACAUCCUGUCUCUCCCGAUCGAUCGCCGCGCCCGCCGGCGCUCAGGCCGGGUCGACGUUCGGCCCAUGUACAACGCCACGCUCAUCAUAGCUCCAACCUUGGAUUUGGCCCGACACUGGGAGCACGAGAUUGAUGCCUACACUGCUGGCCCUCACGUGCUGGGUCGCACCUGCAUGCUUUUGAACACACGCGUGCUUCCAGAGACAUUUGAAGACUACGGCGUUGUCAUCACCACUUUGCACACAUUGAGCCGCGUGUGUAGCCUGCCACACCACUAUGACCUCUUUCAUCAACGUCGUUGGCACCGCAUUGUAGUGGAUGAAGGCCAUACGCUAGGCAAAGGAGUUCAAAGCCGAGCACGGGAGGCCAUUCAAAGCUUGGGUACGGAUCACAUGUGGAUCGUCUCUGGUACUCCAACGCCAGACUUGUUGGCCAGCAGCGGUAUCGACUUUAUUCGGGGAUUACUUAUUACCCUGCGAGAGCCUCCCUUUUGCGAGGGCAACACACGCAAUACAUUUCGCAACUUGCUGACACGGCCGUUUGAGCGCCAUUUGGCGACGGACAGCGUGUGGCGAUUGGCACAAAUGCUGCAGCGCUGCAUGGUGCGGCAUUCCAAGCUGGAAACGAUGCGCAACGUACCGCGGCCUGUCUGCGAGACGAUCCUUUUGCCGCUACAACAUCACGAGUGGCGCUCCUACAACACUUUGCUCUCAUUCUUACGCGGCAAUAUUGUCCUAACCUCACUCGUCGGCAAUGAGAUUUCCGGCAAGCAAGACUCCAUUUUGGAGAGCCCGCGGCACUUGCGGGAGGCCAUGGAGAACUUGCGCAUCAUUGCCAACGGCAUGUGGCUUUACGUGGUGCGCGUGACAGAUGUGAACGUUCGAGAGACCAAGGAGAUGAUGGAGGCGUUUGGGCUGAGUACUGAGCGCAUUGCUGCCUUUGAUACCUACAUCCACGAGCUGCGUGCCGGACGGACCUCGGUCGUUUGCCAGCAGUGCCACAUUGGUGUUCCAAUGUUGAUGGUUCUGCCGUGCUGUGGCUUGCUAGUGUGCUUUGAAUGCGUGCAAUCUGGGCGCUGCCCUUUUGGCUGUGCGCACUUUAAUGUGGACAACCUUCAGCGCUUACAGCCAGGUCUGGAGCUGAGUGACACGCGGGAACCAGCAGAGGUAGAGCACACCUUUCCCUUGGGCCACUAUCGACGCUGCCUGCCGCGAUUUGAGCAGGCCAUGCAAGCGCAGCGCGCUCAGGCCACGCCAGAGAGUAGCGAUCCACAAAACCCUUGGCAUGUGCUGGACAUGCAGCGUAUAUACGGACACGUCCUGCAGGGCAGCCAGGAUGGCGUGCGGUCAUCCCCCCACUUGCCCGUUGCUAGCGAGGGUCUGUUACCGGAUCUCAAAGCGGAGAACGUAGCCUUGGAGCAUAGCAAGGUGGCGCAUAUCGUCUUGAGCUUUGCCCAGCACGUGGCGCCCUUGGAGGAGCGGGCGCGCAAACUGGCACAACACGAGUAUAGCCAAUUACUCAUGCGGCGCGACCUGGAGGACCGGUUGGGUCAAGCCGAAGGAUCAGAUCUAUCAGGAGCGCGGGUUGCGAAUGGUGGCGUACUCGGGGCCGGUGUACCCGAGGCUAAACGGUUGAUGCGAGAGCAGCACAUGCCAUAUAAAGCGAUAGUUUAUUCGGCACAGCGCAAUACAUUGGACAACACGUACUUUCGGCUGCGCAGCUUCUUUGGUGACAAGGCCUGUGCCAUGUAUCGAAGCCAGCAGAAGGAUGUGCAUGAGAUUCGGCGCUUUCGCCAAGACGACCAGUGCGCCUUUCUAUGCUUGGCGCAGGAGGGAGCGGUGGGGUUGGACUUGCAUUUCGUGACCCACAUCUUUUUGUUGGAGGAACCCGUCGAUAAGUCCUUGGAGGCGCAGGUGAUUGCACGCGCCUGGCGAAUCGGUUGCAACCAGGUCGUUCACGUCCAGAAGUUGGUGAUGGCGGAGACGGUGGAUGACUUGCUCUGGCGCAUCAACUCAGGCCAGGACCCGGCGUUUGAGGAGGACAUGGCAGCCACCCAAGGGGAUCAAGACGCAGAAGAUGCCACGGAAUAUGAUGGUACAGAUGCGCGCAAAAGCACGGCGAAGAAGGAUCGACGCAAGUCCUCGACCGUGCGCACCUGGGCCUUGGAUGCUGUCAAGAGUCGAUACAUUCUCAGCCAUAUUGGCUUUGUGCGUCGUCCCGAAUUUCAGGCGCAGCAUCGUUUCUGA